GCAGAGACCCUGAGGGUUCAGAACCCAGUGGUGACCUCUGCGGCAGAGCCGAGGGAGGAGGGCUGUGGCAUUUGCUGGCUCUAAACCAUAUCAGACGGCCACAGACUCAUCUCAGAGGGGAUGAACAAUCAGUACGUCCGUCGAGAGGUCUUCUGUAGGAACACCUGCCACGAACUCAAGCGGUUCUGGGAGAGGGAGAUCGGCAAGCAGACGUGCUACAGAGAGUCUGAGGAGCACCGCCUGGGAAGGAGCGCGCUGAGAAAACUCAGGGAAGAAUGGAAGCAGAGGCUGGAGACGAAGCUGAGGCUGAGGAACAACCCAGAUGAGGCUGAGAAGCAGACAAAUGUCAGCUGAGGGCUCCCGCAGCCCCGACCAGGGCACCGGAGGUCACUCCGCUAGAAGCCAGUUGAACCCCAAGCCCCUCUGCUUGCACAUCCUUCCCUAAUGCCCCAUGGCAGCUGCUUGCCAAGUCUUCCUCUCUGCAUGGAAGUCAGGCUACUACUCCCAACGCCUCUGAACGUGAGCUUGUUUAAUAUCAAGGGGUUUGUUUUCAUAUCACUCCCCUCUAGCUUUAAAAUACUUGUGUUUUAAAGUACGAGCAUACCAGAAGGGUGCACAUCAGAAGGGGUUCCAAUCUUCCUGGUCUUACUUUAAGCAUUGCCCCACCGUUUCACCCAGGAAACAUCACUACAUGAAAUCUGUUCUCGUAUUUCCCUUUGAAGAGAAGAGCCCAUCUACAGGAACAGUAGCACCAGUAGUCAUAACAUAAGGCUUGCGAAAAACCAGCCUCUGUGUGAACUCAUGAACCAUGUCUCUCAAUAAAAUAUGGAAAUAAUUUUAAUAAACUCAGUCGUGUGCUAGUCCGUGAGC
Rattus norvegicus (Norway rat) is the source of this 870-nucleotide messenger RNA. RefSeq names its product family with sequence similarity 240 member A (gene Fam240a). The record is from RefSeq and is a predicted model, not a curated record. NCBI's taxonomy places the organism in Eukaryota, Metazoa, Chordata, Mammalia, Rodentia, Muridae.